Molecule: messenger RNA, 1143 nt
Organism: Closterium sp. Naga37s-1
Lineage: Eukaryota; Viridiplantae; Streptophyta; Zygnematophyceae; Desmidiales; Closteriaceae
Source: the annotation of a GenBank genome assembly
AUGGCGAUAUCGGAGUCCGUCGGCAGGAAGAUCGCUCUGAGCUACUUCUACGUGCUCGUGUGGAUCGUUUUAAGCUUCUCCGUUAUUGUGUUCAACAAGUACAUUCUCGACAGGAAGCUGUACAACUGGCCUUACCCUAUCAGGACCUCCUUCUUUCCAAUCCAGAUGCUUCAACCCCCCCUACCCACCUCCCCGUUCUCCGUGCAACUGUUUUGUUUCAAAUUUCUUCUGUCUUCUUCCCCACUGCUCAUCCCGUUUCCCCUAGUCCCGCCCCCGCCUGCUUUUUCGACUGCCCUCUUGCUGUUCCCACUUUCCCCCUUCUGCUCUCGCUUUCCCCCUGCUAUUCCCGCUUCCCCCUGCUCCUCCCGCUUUCCUCCUGCUAUUCCCGCUUUCCCCCUGCUGCUCCCGCUUUCCCCCGGCUGCUCCCACUUUCCCCCUGCUAUUCCCGCUCCCCCCUGCUCCUCCCGCUUUCCCCCUGCUGUUCCCUCUUCCCCCCUGCUGCUCCUGCUUUCCCCCUGCUGUUCCCGCCUCCUCCUGCUCCUCCCUCUUCCCCCUGCUCCUCCCGCUCCCCAAUGCUGCUCCUGCUUCCCCCGAUUGUUCCCACUUCCCCUUGCUGCUCCCGCUUCCCCACGCUGCCCUCCUUCCCUUCCCUUUCCGCACCCUUCCCACCCACCAGUCUCGCCAUGUCCACAUGGCCUCACUCACAUCCGUGCUGCCCAUUCCCUCUCUCACAUCCCCCCACUCCUCCCCUCCCCCCCUUCCCCCCAGCAGUCUCACAAUGAUCCACAUGGCCUUCUGCUCGCUGCUCGCCUUCCUUCUGGUGAAGGUCUUCCGAGUGGUCAAUCAAACCCAUAUCCCUCUCCACAGAGAUGUACCCUCACCUCCCUGCUCUUCAUGCCCUUUCUCCUCUCCCCCCCUUUCCCCCCACCCACCAGUCUCACCAUGAUCCACAUGGCCUUCUGCUCGGCUCUCGCCUUCCUCCUCGUCAAGGUCUUCCGAGUGGUCGAACCCGUCGCCCUCUCUACAGAGAUGUACCUCACAUCUGUGUUGCCCAUCGGCGCGCUCUACUCGCUCAGCCUCUGGUUCUCCAACUCGGCCUACAUCUACCUUUCUGUCUCGUUUAUUCAGGUGGGUAGUGGGUAG